AUGACUAAUUUAAUAAGAAGUAAUUUCCAGGAUCAUCCUUUUCAUUUAGUAUCUCCAUCUCCUUGACCUUUAAAUACUAGUGUUUGUCUAUUAAAUCUAACAACUACUGGUGCGUUAUCUAUGCAUAAUUUUAAUAAUAUUCAUUAUUUAUAUUACAUAGCUUUAAUUGGACUAGUUUCAGCUAUGUUUUUAUGAUUUAGAGAUAUAAUAUCUGAAGGAACUUUUUUAGGGGAUCAUACUCUAGCAGUGCAAAGGGGAUUAAAUUUAGGUAUUAUACUAUUUAUAGUAUCUGAAGCUCUAUUUUUUUUAGCUAUCUUUUGAGCUUUCUUUCAUAGCGCAUUAACACCUACUGUUGAAUUAGGAGCUCAAUGACCACCUAUAGGUAUAGAACCUGUAAAUCCUUUCGAAUUACCUCUUCUAAAUACAGUGAUACUUUUAUCUAGUGGUGCGACAAUCACUUACGCUCAUCAUGCUUUAAUUAAAGGAGAAAGAGAAGGAGCUCUAUAUGGUUCAAUCGCCACUAUUUUAUUAGCAAUAAUAUUUACAGGCUUCCAAGGUGUUGAGUAUAGUGUAUCAUCUUUCACUAUUAGUGAUGGUGCUUUUGGUACAUGUUUUUUCUUUUCUACAGGAUUUCAUGGGAUACACGUUAUAAUAGGGACAAUUUUCUUAGCGGUAGCUUUAUGAAGAAUAUUUGCUUACCAUUUAACUGACAACCAUCAUGUAGGUUUUGAGGGUGGAAUUUUAUACUGACAUUUUGUAGAUGUUGUUUGACUAUUUUUGUACAUUUCCGUAUACUAUUGAGGUUCUUAA
Neurospora crassa OR74A is the source of this 810-nucleotide messenger RNA. The record is from the annotation of a RefSeq genome assembly. NCBI's taxonomy places the organism in Eukaryota, Fungi, Ascomycota, Sordariomycetes, Sordariales, Sordariaceae.